GGGGCGGUCCUGCGCUGUCUGCACCGCCCUCCCUCCGCUCCGCUCUUCUCCUCCCAGUCUCCCCCGCGCUUCCUGCACUAGGGGUUGUCGAAGUCGCCGCUGCCCCCCGUCCCGGCUUGCUCGUACUGGCGGUUCCAUGGCGGCCUUCAGCAAGUACUUGACGGCGCGAAACACCACGCUGGCUGGGGCCGCGCUUCUGCUGCUCUGCCUUCUCCACAAGAGGCGCCGCGCCCUCGGCCUGCACGGUAAGAAAAAUGGAAAACCACCAUUACAGAACAAUGAGAAAGAGGGGAAAAAAGAGCGAGCUGUGGUGGACAAGGUGUUUUUUUUAAGACUCACACGGAUUCUGAAAAUCAUGGUCCCUAGAACAUUUUGUAAGGAGACAGGUUACUUGGCACUUAUUGCUGUUAUGCUGGUGUCUCGAACAUAUUGUGAUGUUUGGAUGAUUCAAAAUGGGACACUCAUUGAAAGUGGUAUCAUUGGUCGUAGCAGGAAAGAUUUCAGGAGAUACUUAUUCAACUUCAUCGCUGCCAUGCCUCUCAUCUCUGUAAUUAAUAACUUCUUGAAGUUUGGGUUAAAUGAGCUCAAACUGUGCUUCCGAGUAAGACUAACUAAAUACCUCUAUGAGGAGUAUCUCCAAGCUUUCACAUAUUAUAAAAUGGGAAAUCUGGACAACAGGAUAGCCAAUCCAGACCAGCUGCUUACACAGGAUGUAGAAAAGUUUUGUAACAGUGUAGUUGAUCUGUAUUCAAAUCUUAGUAAGCCAUUUUUAGACAUAGUUUUGUAUAUCUUCAAGUUAACAAGUGCAAUAGGAGCGCAGGGCCCAACAAGUAUGAUGGCCUACUUGAUUGUUUCUGGGCUACUCCUAACUCGACUUAGAAGACCCAUUGGUAAAAUGACAAUAACUGAGCAAAAGUAUGAGGGAGAGUAUAGAUUCGUUAAUUCCCGGCUCAUCACAAACAGUGAAGAAAUUGCCUUUUACAACGGGAAUAAGAGAGAAAAGCAGACAAUCCACUCGGUCUUCCGAAAACUGGUGGAGCAUCUCCAUAAUUUCAUUUUGUUUCGGUUUUCUAUGGGCUUCAUUGAUAGCAUAGUUGCCAAAUAUCUUGCCACUGUUGUUGGUUACCUAGUUGUAAGUCGUCCUUUCCUAGAUUUGUCUCAUCCUCGACAUCUCAAGAGUACACAUUCAGAACUUCUAGAGGAUUACUAUCAAAGUGGAAGAAUGCUUUUGCGAAUGUCUCAAGCUCUGGGUCGGAUAGUUUUGGCUGGCCGUGAAAUGACUAGAUUGGCUGGUUUUACUGCUCGGAUUACAGAAUUAAUGCAAGUACUGAAGGAUUUAAAUCAAGGCAAAUAUGAGCGCACAAUGGUCUCGCAACAGGAAAGGGGUAUUGAAGAAGGAGCACAAGUUAUUCCCUUGAUACCUGGUGCUGGAGAAAUCAUCAAUGCUGAUAACAUUAUAAAAUUUGAUCAUGUUCCUUUAGCAACGCCAAAUGGAGAUAUCUUGAUCCGAGACCUUAAUUUUGAAGUUCGAUCUGGGGCCAAUGUUUUAAUUUGUGGUCCAAAUGGCUGUGGGAAGAGUUCACUUUUCCGUGUUCUUGGUGAAUUAUGGCCUCUUUUUGGAGGAUGUCUAACUAAACCUGAGAGAGGGAAGUUAUUUUAUGUUCCUCAGAGACCUUAUAUGACUCUUGGAACACUUCGAGACCAAGUGAUAUAUCCAGAUGGAAGAGAAGAUCAGAAAAGGAAGGGGAUAUCUGAUCUAGUACUAAAGGAAUAUUUAGAUAAUGUCCAGUUGGGUCAUAUCCUUGAACGUGAAGGAGGCUGGGACAGUGUUCAGGAUUGGAUGGAUGUCCUCAGUGGUGGAGAGAAGCAAAGAAUGGCGUGCUGUAACAUGAGAUUAAUCUGUAGAGGAAUGAAUCAUAAAGAAAAGAAAAGAGAUGUCAGCCAUACUCAAAAUGGAAAUUGGGUGGUAGGAGUGAGAAUAUGA
Molecule: messenger RNA, 1984 nt
Organism: Leptonychotes weddellii (Weddell seal)
Lineage: Eukaryota; Metazoa; Chordata; Mammalia; Carnivora; Phocidae
Source: RefSeq, a predicted model, not a curated record